Messenger RNA from Anguilla anguilla (European eel), 2258 nucleotides. RefSeq names its product solute carrier family 2, facilitated glucose transporter member 11-like. The record is from RefSeq and is a predicted model, not a curated record. Gene Ontology annotation, molecular function: hexose transmembrane transporter activity. Gene Ontology annotation, biological process: monosaccharide transmembrane transport. Bases 74 to 1561 code for a protein of 495 amino acids. The transcript is spliced from 12 exons. Gene Ontology annotation, cellular component: membrane. NCBI's taxonomy places the organism in Eukaryota, Metazoa, Chordata, Actinopteri, Anguilliformes, Anguillidae.
UCCCCAGAGGUUCUACGGAAAGUUAUGUGCAAUUAAUCUCCAGCAACACCAGGAGAAAGGGUGAAGACACAGGAUGAAGAAUACACUGAAGGAUCUGAAAAAAUACUGGAGGCUUUAUCUACUAACUUUGGUGCUGGGGAUCGGGGGAUCAUUUCAGUAUGGGGUUCAAAUAUCCAUCCUGGCCUCCUCAGAAGAACACAUACAGAGUUUUGUGAACCAGACAUGGCUGUUGAGAUAUGCGGUUCCAGUGGAGGAGUCUACUGAAAAGCUGAUCUGGUCUUCCAUUGUGUCAUUGUUCAGCCUGGGGGGCUGGCUGGGUGCUAUCCAUAGCGGGAGCCUUUCUGUUGUCUACGGCAGGAAAAAAUCCCUACAGAUCAAUAAUGUUGUGGCAAUUGUUGCUGCUUUUCUGAUGAUUCUGACUCCUGUUGUCAAAUCCUUUGAGAUUAUCCUGCUUGGCAGAUUUCUGUAUGGCUACAGUGUAGGUUUAGGUCUUAAUGUGCACCUGAUGUAUCUUGGAGAGAGCUCUCCGAAGAAACUCCGUGGGUUCUUGACCCUCACAAGUUCCAUCUUCAUUGCCUUAGGAAAGAUCAUCAGUCCAGUAAUUGGAAUCAGGGAACUGAUGGGUAGAGACAACAUGUGGCCUUACCUGCUGGCUUUCAGUGGCAUCCCUGCUUUACUGCAGUUCCUGACACUUCUCUAUUUCCCUGAGGCACCUCGAUAUACUUACAUUGACAAGGGAGAUGAGGAGGGCUGCAAGAAAGCUUUAAGAUGGCUCUGGGGCAAUGAUGACAUGAAACUGGAGCUGGAAGAUAUGGCCAAGGAUCGCAGCAGUAUGCAGGGGCAGAAGGCCAAGACAGUUUGUGAUGUUCUGUGCUCACGCUCAGUACGCUGGCAGUUACUUGCUUUGACCAUCCCCUGUUCUGCUGUGCAGUUUUCUGGCAUCACAGCGCUGUACUUCUAUGCAUUUGAUAUAUUUCGUCAAACUGGGGUGCCAGAGGAUCAGAUGCACUACCUGUCCAUUGGGAUUGGUGCCACGGAGCUCGUUUCCAUCAUUCUCUGUUCACUGUUGAUAGACCGUACAGGCCGGAAGAAGCUGAUGGGUUUUGGCUACCUCCUAAUGGGAAUGUUAAUGUCACUGUUGACAGUCACGUUGUAUUUCAAGGAUUAUUACCCCUGGGUCUCAGGCCUUAACAUAAGCCUUGUGUUUUGUGUUAUCUGUGUUUAUGGACUUGGGCCAGCUGGUGUCUCCAUGACCCUCCCAGCUGACCUCUUCCUGCAAGCCUGGCGUCCCUCUGCUUUUGUCAUCAGUGGCACCAUUUGCUGGGUUAGCCAAUUCCUCAUUGGGAUGUGCUUCCCUUACAUAGUGGACAGCUUUGAAGAGUUGUGUUUCCUGAUCUUUGUGGCGUACUGCAUCUUCAGUGGUGCUUUCUUGCUCUACUUCAUCCCAGAGACUAAGGACAAGACCAUGGUGGAGAUUAUGGAGGACUUCAACAAACUCAAUUUCAAGGGCAUGGAAUCCAAUAUUGACAUGAAAGACUUUGUACUUGCAACAAAGCUAUGAGUUAGGUCCAGGCAGACUUGUACCUUGCACUCCACUUUAAAACCUAAGUAUGUAUAAUUUGUGAAAGUUCACUGAUGUCAUAAUAAGCAAAUAAAAGAAGUGCACAGAGAUCUUAUUUCUCUCAAAUUUUGCCCACAAAUUUGUAUAUAUCACUGUUAGCUAGCAUUUCUCCUUUGUCAAGUUAAUCCAUCUCCUGCACAGGUGUGGUAUAUCAAGAUGCAGAGAUGUUCCUUAUGAUGAGGUCAAUGAAAGGCCACCCUAAAAUGUUGAGUUUUUUGUUGUUCAACACCAUGUCACAGAUGCCUCAAGAGUUAAGAGAUCAUUCAAAUUGGCAUGGUAACUGCAGGAAUGUCCGGUAGAGCUGUUGCCAGAGUAAUGGGUGUUCAUUUCUCCACCAUAAGCCGCCUCCAGUUUUGUAAGUUUGUCCAACAGGCCUCACAACCGCAGACCACGUGUAACCACGCCAGCCCAGGACCGUCACAUCAGACUUCUGAAGCCUAGAUAAUGAGCACUACACUACAUACCUGAUUAUCUAUAUCUCUUCAAGCGAUAGAUGGCCUAAUAUAACACUCUUCAUAAAUUUCAUUGAUAUCAGACAAACAGACCGAUUUACGCCUCUAAUUACUCAUUUGUUAAACAAAAGGUGCCUGCAGGGUGAAUGGAGAUCUCCAAAUAAAAUUUAUUUAAAUUAAUUUCA